AUGCAAAAACAGGAGAAGAAAUCUUCAACAGAGAGCCCACCAGAGGACCAGGGAUCAACUACCGCGACAGAAAUCAAGAGAGAAACUUCUCCGCCUCCCGUGGUGGGGAAUCGUAAGCCUCGACAAAAGCGCUGGGCACCAAAGUUGAAAACAGGUUGCAAGACGUGUCGGACACGUCGAGUGAAAUGUGACGAGACGAAGCCUUACUGCAAACAAUGCACAUCGCGGGGAAAAUGGUGCGAAGGAUAUGGCAUAACUGCGGCCAUUCUGCCGACUAUGCUAUCUGGGAGCUCUCAACAAUCUAGUAACUCGGUUAUGCUUGCGCCUAUACUUCCUGCUCGGGGGCAGUCUAGUCGUAGCAUGGUACAGCAACAUAACCGCCCGUUACCAAAAGUAACGGCUGAGCCGGUCCCUCCUAGUUGGAACCUUAUGGAAGCGUUCCGAUACUUCUAUGGCAUCAUGGCCCCAGAAUACAUGGAAAACUCGCUUGGGGAUAGCCAGUACGAUUCCCAAUUUCUCGCACCACCAACCUUUAUCAUCGAGCAUAGUUUCCUCAUGGUUGUUACUGCGCAUCGUAUCAGAGCUGCAAGUCAGAUGAGUGGUUUGCUACCUGCCCCCGAUCAGAUGCCGGCCAUUUCCCACAUUUGGGAGAGGUUUCACCACCACAUGAUACAGUCUCUUGAUAAUGUGAAUCGACAAAUUAGUGGCCCGGAUGUGGCAAUAGGAGUGUUUUAUCGCAUCAUGGAUAUUCUGCAUGUUGAGCUCACUCUACUGAGCCCAACUUGGCGUGGCCAUAUUGAAGGUUGCGCAACUUUGAUACGACUUUAUGGCGGCAUCCACAGAGUCCUGAGACUAAGCAUUGGCAAGCCAUCACCAAUUCUGGCAAUCCAACUGAUACUCAUCAUCGCCACCCUGGCUAAUACGACUGGUCCAUCUAACAACCAAAUGGGAGGGUUCUCUGACUGGAGCGAGCACGAUAUACGGACCGUCUACUCUACCACCAUGUACUCCGAAGUACCUUGUCCGACAGAAUUGUUCCUCAAUAUCAUGGAAAUUUCCCGUUUGCGAGGCCUUGUUGCUACCUUAACACCACCCUACUCCGACGCCAUCUGGCCCGCUAUUUCCAAUGUCUUCAACAAGAUUGACAGCUUCGUUCCCGAGAACUGGACUGAGCCGUACACUGUACCAGACAAACCUGAAAUGACUCUCAUUGCACGAAUUUACAAAUCUGCAACAACUUUGUACGCCGUUUUAUCACUGCCACCGCCGCCGAUUAUAUCACGAACUAAAGGUCCGAGCCAGGCUGCGAGUGAGGCAUCAUAUAAGCGGUCGAAAAUUGCAGCUCGUGACCGCCUUUUUCAAGAAACGGUGGAAGCAAUGGCGACUCUCAAGCCUAAUCUUUCUUUGUGCUGGCCACUGGCGGUGCUUGGAGCGUCACUCGUCGAUGUUGAUGGGGAGUCACCUGAAAGGACGUUUGUGGAGAAGAGUCUCCGGACAAUUAGCCGCACUCCGCAGGUUUACUAUGGCCCAACUCUGUCACUGGUCAAACUGAUGGCGUUUUGGAAAUCUGGAAAGACGGGCUGGGAUGAGUGCUUUGAUGAGCCUUGCUCGGUCAUGGCAUGA
Molecule: messenger RNA, 1623 nt
Organism: Pochonia chlamydosporia 170
Lineage: Eukaryota; Fungi; Ascomycota; Sordariomycetes; Hypocreales; Clavicipitaceae
Product: C6 zinc finger domain-containing protein
Exons: 5
Coding region: 1-1623 (540 amino acids)
Biological process (GO): regulation of DNA-templated transcription
Molecular function (GO): DNA-binding transcription factor activity, RNA polymerase II-specific; zinc ion binding
Source: RefSeq, a predicted model, not a curated record